Molecule: messenger RNA, 2807 nt
Organism: Cynoglossus semilaevis (tongue sole)
Lineage: Eukaryota; Metazoa; Chordata; Actinopteri; Pleuronectiformes; Cynoglossidae
Product: extracellular calcium-sensing receptor-like
Exons: 11
Coding region: 167-2773 (868 amino acids)
Biological process (GO): G protein-coupled receptor signaling pathway
Cellular component (GO): plasma membrane
Molecular function (GO): G protein-coupled receptor activity
Source: RefSeq, a predicted model, not a curated record
CAGACAUGGAUGGUUAUGUGAAUUCUUCUAGCACAUUCAUUAUGGGACUUAGUCUGCAGUCGUAACUUUCCCUAAAGUAGCAAUUGAGAUCAUGUUUAUUGCAUUCUUCUGUUGAAUGGAAUGAUAAAGAGCUCUUUUCUGACAAGUGUGUAGAUUGCUGCGUGUGAUGAUGUGGUGUUUCCUGUGGCUCCUCUCACUGGGGCCCCCCGUAGCUCCAGCCCUGGGGAUGAACAGGGUGGCAGCACGGGUUUGUUAUCGCUGGCAAGCGUCGAACUUCAGUGGUUUGUUCCAGGAUGGAGAUGUCAUUAUUGGUGGACUCUUCAGUCUUUAUUCCAAACCUCCAUCUCUGAAUCAAGACUUCACUCAGCAACCGCUUUACCAGUCCUGCAGCAGCCUGGAAGCUCUUCCUCUACAGUACGUCUAUGCCAUGCUGUUUGCUCUGGAGGAAAUUAACCACAGUACCACCCUGCUGCCUGGUGUGAGGCUGGGCUUUCACCUGCACGACAGCUGUGCUCUGCCUCUCUGGGCUCUGCAUGCAGUGUUGUCUCUGGUGGGAGGCAACAGCAGCACAUGUAACCCAGAAUAUUCUUAUGAAGAGGUGUCCUCAGGCCUUCGGUCUGUUCCUGUGAUCAUUGGUGGCGAUUCAUCAGUCACAGCGCAGAUUCUCUCCAGACUCCUGGGGCCACUCUCUGUUCCUCUGAUGAGCUACACAGCCAGUUCCCCUAGUCUGAGCGAUAGAACCCAGUUCCCAAACUUUUUCCGAACAAUGCCCAGUGAUAUUUACCAAGCACGAGCCAUUGCUCGACUGACAAUUCGCUUCAAGUGGACGUGGAUCGGAGCCGUUGUGGCGAACAAUGAUUACGGACUGAUGGCUGUGAAGAUAUUUCAGGAGGAGACUCAGGGUGCAGGUGUUUGUUUGGCUUUUGUAGAAACUCUCAGCAGACAAAAUAUUGUUAGUGAUGCCAGGCGAGCCGCGCAGGCAAUUCAGUCCUCGGCAGCUAAAGUGAUUCUGAUCUUCACCUGGUACACAGAUGUCAGGGAACUGUUUCUGCAGCUGGUUGAGAGAAAUGUGACCGACAGACAGUUUUUGGCAAGUGAAGCUUGGAGCACCAGCGGUGUUCUUCUCCAAAAUCCAUCCACAUCCAAAGUAGCCAAAGGCGUCCUUGGUGUGGCCAUCAGAAGUUCGACUUUACCAGGAUUUGAAAAGUAUCUCAGGAAGCUCAAGCCCUCUCUCCAUCCUCACAAUGAGUUCCUGAGAGAAUAUUGGGAGAACAUUUUUCAGUGUCGUGAGACCACUCCUGACAAUGACUCUUCCUCUUCUGAGUCACCUCUGCCAUUUUGCAGCGGUACAGAGUCGCUAGAGACGGUGAAUGACAUAUUUACAGACAUGUCCCAGCUGAGGGUGACCUAUAAUGUCUACCAGGCUGUUUAUGCCGUGGCUCACGCACUGCACAGCCUUCUCUCCUGUCCUGACAUAAGCAGCAGUCCUGCAAACAAAAACUUCAACUGUUCUGUCCCAAAACAAAUCAAACCUAUUGAGGUUCUGCAACAUUUAAACACAGUAAAUUUCACUACAACCCAGGGGGAAUUGUUUUAUUUUGAAGGUGCUGAUGUUCCAGCAAAAUAUGACUUGGUGAACUGGCAGAUGACGCCCGAAGGGGAACUUAAACUUGUUCGAAUUGGACUUGUGGAUGGAUACGACCUAAAACUUGACGAGACUGCAAUUCAGUGGCGCACAGGAUUUAGACAGGUGCCUAUGUCAGUGUGCAGUGAAAGCUGUCCUGCUGGUACAAGGAUGGCAACAAGGAAAGGAGAACCCGUCUGCUGCUUUGACUGCAUACCGUGUGCAGAAGGAGAGUUUAGCAACAGAACUGGUUCCCAUUCAUGUGAGCCUUGUCGUUAUGACUAUUGGUCUAAUGCUAAAAAAACUGCCUGCCUCCCGCGUCAUUUGGACUUCCUCUCCUAUAAUGAGACCUUGGGCAUCACUCUGACCGUAGUCUCUGUUUCUGGGGUCACAGUAACUACAGCUGUGUUUGUGGUUUUCCUCCACUACCGACAAACACCAAUGGUGCGAGCCAACAAUUCAGAGCUGAGCUUCCUGCUUCUAGUGUCCCUGAAGCUUUGUUUCCUCUGCUCUCUGGUCUUUAUCGGCCGUCCGUCGGCCUGGUCUUGUCGAUUCCAGCAGGCUGCCUUUGGAAUUAGCUUUGUCCUUAGUGUUUCCUGUCUCAAGGUCAAAACAAUAGUUGUUCUGGCAGCGUUUCGGUCAGCGCAUCCUGGUGCUGAAGCAUUGAUGAGGUGGUUUGGUCCGGGGCAACAGAGGGGCAGUAUCUGCCUGUUUACAAGUAUACAGAUUGUCAUCUGUAUCAUUUGGCUGACAGUCAGUCCCCCUGUACCCAAACCUGAUUUUGAAUUACCAGGGUUAAAAGUCACGCUGCGGUGUGCCAUGGCCUCUGCAGUUGGAUUUUCUUUGGUUCUGGGCUACAUUGGACUCCUAGCCUGCUCCUGCCUCAUCUUGGCCUUUCUCGCUCGAAAACUCCCUGACAACUUCAAUGAGGCCAAGCUAAUAACCUUCAGCAUGCUGAUAUUCUGCGCCGUCUGGGUGGCUUUCAUCCCUGCCUACGUUAGUUCACCUGGAAAAUAUGCAGUAGCCGUGGAAAUUUUUGCAAUUCUGGCCUCUAGCUAUGGUUUGCUUCUCUGUAUCUUUGCUCCAAAGUGCUUUAUUAUUCUCCUGAGGCCAGAAAAUAAUACCAAAAAACACAUGAUGGCAAGGUAGCAAUAGUUUUUAUUUUACUUUUUUUUUUUUUUAA